Messenger RNA from Penaeus indicus, 1074 nucleotides. Its product is annotated as cilia- and flagella-associated protein 251-like. Lineage: Eukaryota; Metazoa; Arthropoda; Malacostraca; Decapoda; Penaeidae. The annotation marks the transcript as partial. The record is from RefSeq and is a predicted model, not a curated record. The transcript has a single exon.
GAGGAGGAGGAGGAGGAGGAGGAGGAGGAGGAGGAGGAGGAGGAGGAGGAGGAGGAGGAGGAGGAGGAGGAGGAGGAGGAGGAGGAGGAGGAGGAGGAGGAGGAGGAGGAGGAGGAGGAGGAGGAGGAGGAGGAGGAGGAGGAGGAGGAGGAGGAGGAGGAGGAGGAGGAGGAGGAGGAGGAGGAGGAGGAGGAGGAGGAGGAGGAGGAGGAGGAGGAGGAGGAGGAGGAGGAGGAGGAGGAGGAGGAGGAGGAGGAGGAGGAGGAGGAGGAGGAGGAGGAGGAGGAGGAGGAGGAGGAGGAGGAGGAGGAGGAGGAGGAGGAGGAGGAGGAGGAGGAGGAGGAGGAGGAGGAGGAGGAGGAGGAGGAGGAGGAGGAGGAGGAGGAGGAGGAGGAGGAGGAGGAGGAGGAGGAGGAGGAGGAGGAGGAGGAGGAGGAGGAGGAGGAGGAGGAGGAGGAGGAGGAGGAGGAGGAGGAGGAGGAGGAGGAGGAGGAGGAGGAGGAGGAGGAGGAGGAGGAGGAGGAGGAGGAGGAGGAGGAGGAGGAGGAGGAGGAGGAGGAGGAGGAGGAGGAGGAGGAGGAGGAGGAGGAGGAGGAGGAGGAGGAGGAGGAGGAGGAGGAGGAGGAGGAGGAGGAGGAGGAGGAGGAGGAGGAGGAGGAGGAGGAGGAGGAGGAGGAGGAGGAGGAGGAGGAGGAGGAGGAGGAGGAGGAGGAGGAGGAGGAGGAGGAGGAGGAGGAGGAGGAGGAGGAGGAGGAGGAGGAGGAGGAGGAGGAGGAGGAGGAGGAGGAGGAGGAGGAGGAGGAGGAGGAGGAGGAGGAGGAGGAGGAGGAGGAGGAGGAGGAGGAGGAGGAGGAGGAGGAGGAGGAGGAGGAGGAGGAGGAGGAGGAGGAGGAGGAGGAGGAGGAGGAGGAGGAGGAGGAGGAGGAGGAGGAGGAGGAGGAGGAGGAGGAGGAGGAGGAGGAGGAGGAGGAGGAGGAGGAGGAGGAGGAGGAGGAGGAGGAGGAGGAGGAGGAGGAGGAGGAGGAGGAGGAGGAGGAGGAGGAGGAGGAGGAGGAGGAGGAGGAGGAGGAGGAG